GCCUCGUCCACGAUGAGCUAUAAACACAGCAUGCAUUGGCAACAUUUUGGAUCCUUUCGCGUCCACUCCUCGCCCACUCGAUAACUGUCCUUCAUUACGUGCAUUUGCAGCCCAGUCGCUCAUUUCUCGGGGAAUCCUUAUUCCAGCAUCGCGUCUAGCAAAAUGUACCUGCUUAUACUCGCGGUAUACCUCCUAACCACACUACAACUUGUACAACUUGUACAGUGCCGGCCAUCGGCGAACGCUGCUGUGGAACUCUCUAAAUGCGGGGAGAGCGAUACCCCUCAGGUCCUUGCCGAUCAGUGUGUUGCCGUCUGUCGACCCGUCCACGAUGCGCGCGAUUGCAACCUUACUGCUGCGUGUACCUGUACGGUCGCGCCUCCUGCCGCAGUACAAGCUUGUUUGCAAUGUCUCCUGGAUGCAAACACUGGAUAUUAUCCUCAUGAGGUCGCAUUUAUGGUGCCGUCCAGCUUGAGUGCAUAUUCGGAACUAUGCGGUACUGCGCCGAUCAGCCGUGAGGCGACUGUCAACUUGUCUCACUCCUCGGCGGACACAAAUUCGACCGCUGUGCUGAAAAGAGAAGUAUCCGAUACUCACUGUAUAUAUGGAUUACCGCAGGUGACGGUCUCGAGUUCUGCAUCUUUCAUCGCUUCACAGAAGCGUCUGUGGCCGCUCUAUUGUAUCAUUUUCUUGAUGAUCUAGUCGCUUUUCGAGACUAGUACAUAAUAUCCCUAACUGCAUCUAAGUUAUGUUCAGUAUCACUAACACAUAUUGCCCUGUAUCUAUAG
Molecule: messenger RNA, 788 nt
Organism: Postia placenta MAD-698-R-SB12
Lineage: Eukaryota; Fungi; Basidiomycota; Agaricomycetes; Polyporales; Adustoporiaceae
Exons: 5
Coding region: 163-702 (179 amino acids)
Source: RefSeq, a predicted model, not a curated record